GAAGUCCAUGCAUGCCAGUUCUCAAGCUGGUACGCCACCUUUGCCAACCUCCCACCGAACGAGCUCGGCCGCAAGAACGUGACAGUCCCGUCAGAGAUUCUAAAUCUACCCGAAACUUUCCGAGACUAUCUCCUUUGCGACGGAGUUCAACUUCCCGCGGGAGCGCGCACAUCGGGUAUGCUCGCUAUGAGCGGCGUCGGUGACGACGAAAGUGUGUGGUCGAGCGACAGUGAGGCGGAAGAAGUCUCUAACGAACUGUUCCAUUUCUCCGCACUAAAUUCUGCCAUUGAUGCAGCGAUCCGGCGCCUCGGAGGGCUCGUGGCACCCAAACUGAACUGGUCGUCUCCGAAAGACGCAAUUUGGGUCAACGGAGGUACGCUGCAGUGCAAGACAGCUGGGGAUGUUUACCUCCUCCUCAAGAGUAGCGAUUUUUGCGCUUUUGACAUUCAGCACUCCUGGAAAGAAGUCCGUGACGGCGACGACACCAGCGACGAGACGGCUACCGACUGUCACGGAGCAAUACCACUACAGCUUGUCUUGCGAAAAUGGUGCAACCUCUAUCCCAGUCAAGAGUUUCGGUGCUUCGUCCGAGAACAGGAGCUAGUUGCUGUGAGCCAAAGACAGCACUCGCAACACUUCGAGCAUCUUGUACGAGAUCAGUACCUAAUUCGGUCUCUAGUGGUUGAGUUUUUCGACGAGAUCAUCAAACCCCAUUCCCAGUCGUUGAACAAUUAUACUUUUGACGUUUAUCUGGACAAGAAAGAACGCGUUUGGCUGGUAGACUUCAAUGUCUGGGGUCGUCGUACGGAUCCUCUCUUGUUUACCUGGGACGAGUUG
Molecule: messenger RNA, 837 nt
Organism: Phaeodactylum tricornutum CCAP 1055/1
Lineage: Eukaryota; Bacillariophyta; Bacillariophyceae; Surirellales; Neidiaceae
Exons: 1
Cellular component (GO): cytoplasm
Source: RefSeq, a predicted model, not a curated record